AUGACGGACCCAAUGGAUCUCCUAUCUCGACCAGAUUCCCAAUUCGAUCACGAGGAGAACCUCAAGUCACAGAAGCAGGAAAAACAGCCCAAGCACGAACAGCUGGAGAACGGGAAGCAAGAGCAUGCAGCCUCAGCUCCAACGCCAAAACCACACAAUCUUUUACCGAAUACCUUCACAAUAAGCGGGGAACACGAGGGCAACGAUAUGAAUCCGAUCAUUUCGUCCGUUCUCGUCGUCCUCUCCUCCAUCCUCUCCUUCCUCGACACGUACAUCCUCCCUCCCCAUCUCCGCGCUGCGAUCCUCGAGACUGCGCUCGCACAUCCGCUGCUCACGACCUUCUUCCUCUGCCAGUUUAUCUGCUCGUGUAUCCCGGUCAUGAUCUUUCUGAUUGGGGCUAUGAUUGCGGGUGGUAUAGCGGUGGUGGUGUUUAGCUGUUUUGCGCUAUUGGUACUGGGGCCUGUCCUGGUUGCGACGACCGUCGCGGGUCUGUUCCUGUGGGGUUGGGGUUGGACGACGUUUGUGGUUGGGAGGUGGUUGUUGAGGCGGUAUUUGACCGAAGAUGGGGACGGAGAGAAGGGUCGUGCACGGGAUGGGGUGAAUGGUUUCAAUAAGUACGAUGCGGAGAAAGUGAAGGAGGAAUGGGCUUGA
Aspergillus lentulus is the source of this 651-nucleotide messenger RNA. RefSeq names its product seipin co-factor family protein. NCBI's taxonomy places the organism in Eukaryota, Fungi, Ascomycota, Eurotiomycetes, Eurotiales, Aspergillaceae. The record is from RefSeq and is a predicted model, not a curated record.